CCCCUGGCCGCCCCGAUGGGCCCGGAGGAGGAGGCGUGUUCCCGGCACUGGGCGGAGCCCCAGGCGCCUCAGGUUUGCCCGUCAAGAAGUGAAACCGAAAGCGGCGGGGAGAGGAGCCGUCGGGCAGCCAUGGAGGGGCAGCGCCCGUGCGCCUUCCCGCUGCUGGUGCGAGGGGACUGGGGCCCCGCCGAGCCGCCGCCUGCGCUCAGGAAGAAGCUGCUCUGCUACUUCCAGAGCCAGAAGCGCUCGGGCGGCGGCGAGUGCGAGCUGCGGGCCGGCACCGGGAUCGGGACUGGGCACAUCCUCGUCUGCUUCGCCCGCCCCGAGGUGAGGCAGCGGGUGCUGCGCCGGCCGGUCCAUGAGCUGGUGUGGGGGCCCGGAGGGCAGCUGUCGCUGCAGGUCACCGCGCUGCCCGCGGACAACGACCCCGCGCAGGACGCGGGAGCGGCCGGCGGGGCCGAGGCGCCAGUUAAUGAACCCCAGGUGUCUCUUCCCAUCUGCCAGAAUAAGGAAACUCCGGUGUGUACUCAGCAGGAGAAGACAGAAUCAUGUGAGAAACUGGAAGCAGAGAAAGCAACCUCUAGGAAUUCUGUUGUAGUAGUAACCACUGCCUUCGGGGAGGAAAUAGAAGAUGAGAUUGUGGAAAUGUACUUUGAAAAUAAAAGGAAGUCUGGUGGGGGGACCAUUGAGUCCUUUGUCAAAAAGGAUCAGCAAGUGAUCAUCACCUUUCAGGAUGAGCAAGAUGCCCAAGAAGUUUUGCAAAGAAAGCAUCACUUGAAUAAAAUUGAUCUGGUUGUGAAACCAUGGCAAGUGAAGACUUCCUGGGAGUCGUGCCAAGUGGAGAACUCUGAAGGAUCCCUGCUUCCCACCGCAGUUGUGCUGGAAAAUGUGAAGGAGACAACAAAAGAUUGCAUGUUAAUUAUGCUGGUAGAGAAUAUCAGUGGCUUGUCAGAGGAUGAUGGUGACUUCAGUGUGGAAAUGAUACCUGAGUUAUGUGCUGCUGUAGUUACUUUUACUGGAGAUACUGAUGCAGAGGAAUUUGUUCAAAUGCUUAAUCAAAACCACAGAGCAAGGAAACAACACAUUACUGCACGGUGCCUUGAGCAAACAAGAAGUGUUAGGGCUGAAAAUAUACCACCCAACACACCCAGUGACUAUAUAACUGUCUACUUUGAAAAUAAGAAGUACGGAGGUGCACAAGUGGUGGAUGUUCAACAGGUGCCUGAUGAAGAUGCAGCUAUCAUUACAUUUGGUGACCAAAAAGAUGUAACAAAUAUCCUGGCAAAGAAGCAUUCACUCAACAAAACACCAAUCUCUGUCUAUCCUUACUACACCUCGCUGGAAACAGCUCUAUAUGGAAAGGAAGGGCCACAGAUAAAGAAGCCAGAUCCAGUUACAUUGCCUCUGGAUCCCUAUAUCUGGAAUUAUUUGCAAGGAAAUAGUACCUUAAUGGAGGCAAUAGAUCAUGAAAUGGCAAAGUGUAAUUGUGUGCCCAUGUGGCCUGAACCCCUCUGUGCAGACCCAAAAGUUACUUUGCAUCCUUCAGCUAUUUUUUCUGAGCAGAAGAGGUCAGUAUUUCGAUUGGUCAAGGCAUGGAAAGAAAACGUUUCCACAGCAUUUUCUCACAGCAUAUCAAAAUACGAAGCAAUUCAAUGUCAAGUAAGCACAGAGGUGUGGGAAGCCAUUAGAAACAGCUUUCCCCAUGAUAAAGUUCUGAUGAUCCCACACGUUUCCGAUGAUUUACAUGUUCUAGUCGGUGAAAAAGAAGUUGUGAAGAAGGUUGAACAAGAACUGAAGCUGCUGAUCAAAAAGACCACCAGAGAAAUUGAAAGAGAAAAGCAAAGAACUGAACUGCAAGUAAAGAGAGUGAAUCCAGGGGAAUAUGGAAUUUUACAGAGUACUGGUCUCGAAGAAAAGUUCUGUACGGAGUUCCCCGGCCUGCAAAUAACUUAUGAUCAUUUGCAGAAGGUUAUUAACCUAUCUGGAGUGCCUGAGGAAGUUUAUAAAGUAAAAGGGGAAAUACUCGAUCAUGUACACAAAAUGGUAAAGAAAACAAUUAAUGUCCACCCUUGCAUUUUUCAGUUUUUAGAGAAUACUGAUAAUGAAACGCUGUUUCAGAGCCUGUUUAUGUCAAAACAAAUUAGUGCCUUUUAUGAGCUUGGCAUGGGAGAUAUCAUCCUGAAAGGGAGUGCUCCUGAGGAUCUCCUCAAAGCAGAGGAAGAAAUAAAGAAGAAACUGGAUUACAAAAGCAUUGAUUUGGAGGAUGAGUCAGUCCUCCAGAAGGAGGAAUGGUACAUGCUAACCAAGGAAAACUGCUCUAAUGAAGCUGUCACAGUCACUCAGGCAGAGAGUCAGGUCAUGAUUGCUGGUUUCACUCAAGCAGUAGCAAAAGCCUUUGAGGAACUUUCCAAAUUUAUAGAUGAAAACACACAGGUGGAAAGGGUCAUUGGAGGAAAGCCCAUUGCAGUUCUAAAGUUUUUUGAGAAAGAGAAGGCCAGUGAUUGGGCUGUCUUACAAGAAAAAGGUGUGAAAGUUGACUUCAGCCCUCAGAAAAACGGUGAGGUUAUAUCCUUGAGUGGACCAAAGACAAUGGUGCUGGAGGGAGUCAGCUUAGUUGAGCGAAUUCUGUCUGGCCUGCAUUUUAAGCGUGUGGUAAUUGACUCACCAGGAGCUAAGGCAUAUAUAAAAGAGGAAGAACACCUUUUGGCUGCACAUGCAAAACAAGUGUUCAAGUGUUUAGUCCUACUGGAAGAGCAGCUGGGAGAACAGAAAGAACACAGUAACAGAGGCAAGCCCUAUAUGCAGGUGACCAUGGAUGAGACUGUGAUAGCGCUUUAUGAAGCUGACUUGUGCAAUUACCCUGUUGAUGUUGUGGUGAAUGCAUCUAAUGAAAACCUAAAACACAUCGGUGGCCUUGCUGAUGCGCUGUCAAGAGUGGCUGGCCCAGCACUGCAGGAGGAGUGCGAUGAGCUGGUGAGGAAGCACGGGAAUUUGCAGCCCGGCUGCGCAGUGAUCACGGGCGCCGGGAAACUGCCCUGCAAGAACGUCAUUCACGCUGUUGGGCCCAGGUGGAGCAAUGAGGAAUCACAAAAGUGCACGUGGUUGUUAAAAAAGACAGUGAAAAAAUGUCUACAACUAGCUGAAAUAUACAAUCAUCGUUCCAUAGCUCUGCCUGCUAUAAGCGGAGGGAUCUUUGGCUUCCCGCUGGAACUGUGUACUUAUUCAAUUGUAUCCUCCGUCAAGGAGACCUUGGAAGAAUCCAGGGGCACCUGCAGCUUGAAGGAGGUUCAUCUUGUGGCUUUUGCACAGGAUAACAUUCAGGCUUUCAGCAAGGCAUUUAGAAAAGUGUUCCCAGAUUUUUCACCUUCCCACAUGUCACUGCAUCAGGCCAGUACAGCUCCUCAACCUAAGCAGAGGAAAAUUUCUCAGUAUAUCAAGAACUUCCCAUUCAUAACAACUGAGGAAGGCCUUAACAUUGUGGUGCAAACAGGAAGUGUUGAAGAUGCUACAACAUCCAUUGUUGUCGUCAGUGUUGGCAAAGAUCUCCAGCUUGAUAAAGGGCCACUUGGUAGAGCUUUGCUAAGCAAGGCAGGGCCAAUGCUUCAGACAGGCUUGAAAAAAGAAGGCGGAGGAAGAACACCUGAUGAAGGAUCUGUGUUGAAAACAAAAGGUUACAAUCUAGCUUGCAGUGUUGUGCUUCAUGCUGUCGUACCUAUGUGGUCCCAGAAAGACACACCUUCAAAGGUCUUGGGUGACAUAAUCACGAAAUGCCUGGAGAUUGCUGAAGAACUGUCUUUGAAAUCAAUUACUUUCCCAGCAAUUGGGACAGGGAAAUUAGAAUUCCCAAGAUCUGUUGUUGCUAAAUUAUUGUUUGACAAAGUAUUUGAAUUCAGUAGUAAAAAUAGAGUAAAUUCUCUUGAAGAAGUUCACUUUCUGUUGCAUCCAAAAGACACGGCUAAUAUUCAGGAAUUUUCAGAUGAACUUGAAAAGAGGUCUGCAGCUGUUAAAGUGCAGCAGCUUUCUCCAAAUGAGGCUAGCCAAAGCACAGAUUUUUCUGCCAUCUCUUCAACCUCAGCACAUAAUGUGCUUGAAGUGACAAUCGGCUCCAUCGUGUUCCAGGUGGCAGAAGGUGAUAUUACCAAGGAGGAGGCAGAUGUCAUUGUAAACAUAACAAACCAAACCUUCAACCUCAAAAUAGGCGUCUCCAGAGCAAUUCUGAAUGGUGCUGGAAAAGCAGUUGAAGAUGAAUGUGGUGUACUAGCCCAGCAAACUAACAAGAACUAUAUCAUCACCCAGGCAGGAAACCUGCCAUGCAAAAAAAUCAUUCAUUUUGUUGCCCAAAAUGAUAUCAAGUUGCUGGUCUCCCAGGUGCUCCAGGAGUGUGAACUACAGCAGUAUACCUCUGUUGCCUUCCCAGCAAUUGGAACAGGAGAGGCAGGCCGCAAUCCAGCUGAGGUAGCUGACAACAUGAUAGAUGCAGUAACUGACUUUGCAAAAUGGAAUUCUGCUUCGUCUGUGAAAAGUAUUAAAGUUGUCAUCUUUCAGCCACAUCUGAUGAGUGUGUUCCAUGCAAGCAUGCAGAAAAGAGAAAAGUCUGCUGCAACAGUAUUCAAAUCGUUGAUUUCCAAGGCAUUUCACAUGACUAAAUCACUCUGGAGCUCUGAGAAACGUCCCCCAAAGAAAAAAGCCAAAGUGGUUCUGGAAAAGAAAAUUGACCUGGCUGUUGUACAGAUUUGUGGUGAAAAUAAAAAAGAAGUGGAAGAAGCUGAAAAGUGGCUGAGAGGUGCAAUUUCAAAAGAACAAUCUCAAACAGAAAUUGUAGAUGAGUCUAUCUCUCAUUUCGGUGAAGAAGAGAGUGAAGAACUGGAUGACCUAGAAGAGAGAUUAAAAAUUGUUCUUCAUUUGAAGGGUACCUCUAUUGAAAUUUCAGGGGUUACAAAAGAUGUCUGCAUGGCUUCUUUAGCUGUUCAUAAAAUGAUCCUCAGGGUAAAAGCUGCUAAAGAGAAAGAGAUCCAGGCAAAACUUCUACAAAAUUUAAUCGAAUGGAAAUAUUUUGCAAAGGGUUCUUAUGUGCCCUUCAACAGUCUCACAAAUGUGGAGUUGGAAAAUGCUUACAUGAGAAAGCAGAAAAUUAUUGAAGUCACCAUUGGUGAGCAAACAUACACAGUGGAUAUGGAACGUAAGACUGCUGUGGAUGCCCAAGGAACAGAGAUAUCCAUUAUACGUGUUGACAAAUCUGAAGAUCAAAAGUCAACGAUGCUCCCUCCUACGUGGGACCCUAUGGAAAAUGAGCAACCCAAAAUAGUGGAACUAAAACCAAACUCAAAAGAGUAUAAAGACGUGCAGGAAAGGUUUCUGCGGACCUGUCAGUCAUUCAAAAUUGAAAAGAUUGAAAGGGUACAGAACCCAUAUUUUUGGAAGGCCUACCAAAUAAAAAAGUGUGAGAUGGAUAAAAAAAAUGGCAGCAGAAAGAAUGAGAAGAAGCUGUUCCAUGGGACGAGUAAGGAGUCAUUAACCUUAAUUAACAAACAUGGAUUUAACCGGAGCUAUGCUGGAAUGCACGCUGCAAAUUUUGGAAAUGGAACAUACUUUGCUGUUAAUGCCAGCUAUUCUGCCCACGACACCUACUCUAAACCAGAUGUGAAUGGGAGGAAGUACAUGUACUUGGCUCGAGUCCUUGUUGGAGAAUAUUCUCAGGGGAUAAGAGGAGCAAUUACUCCAGCAGCAAAAAAUGCUGGCAACUCCGUAGAUCUGUAUGACAGUUCAACUGAUAACGUGAGCCAGCCAUCCAUGUUCAUAAUUUUUAAUGACAUUCAAGCUUAUCCAGAAUACCUUAUCACUUUCACUAGAUAAGUAUUUUGAUUGCAGCCACAACUGCAUGUCUUUCAGUCUUUAUGUAGGAUGGAAACACCUGUAAAAAACACACAACAAAAACAAUAAAGGGUUGCAUCAAAUUCAUUUCUGUUUCCAUUCAAGCAAUCUCAGGCAAUUUCUGAUCCCCCUGAAGCUUGUUUAUACUUGGAGCAGCUGAGCAUAUUAACACUUGAGCACAAUAUUUUACUGCAAACCUUUCAGAUUACAUCAUGGGCCUUUGUACUGUAUCAGCUUUCCCAUACAGCCUUAGGACCUUCCUAAGUGCUGGUGGGGAAUAUGAAUGAUGAUGAUAAUGCAGUGAUAAUGCAGCCAUGGACUAUUCAGUGUUGCAUUUCUGAUGCCUUCUUACACUCUGUAAAUUACAAUCUCAUAUUGUAUUAUGUUAGAGCAGUUUUCAAUAAAUGAACCAGUUGUACUUAA
This is a messenger RNA of Corvus hawaiiensis (hawaiian crow), 6294 nucleotides long. RefSeq names its product protein mono-ADP-ribosyltransferase PARP14-like. The record is from RefSeq and is a predicted model, not a curated record. Gene Ontology annotation, biological process: negative regulation of gene expression. NCBI's taxonomy places the organism in Eukaryota, Metazoa, Chordata, Aves, Passeriformes, Corvidae. Gene Ontology annotation, molecular function: NAD+ poly-ADP-ribosyltransferase activity; transcription corepressor activity. Gene Ontology annotation, cellular component: nucleus; cytoplasm.